AAAGAGUUCCAGCUUCAUCACGGAGUUUCUCUCGGUUUGUGGGCUCGUUUAAAGCUGAGUAACGGGAGGAGAAGAGUCUGGUGGAGCAGCAAAUUUCAGCCAUUUGGACUCAGCUCAGCUACUGCAGAGAAAACGAUGACUUUAACACAAAAGGACCAACAUGGAGCAAGAAGUCAGCGCUCUCAGGAGGCCGACAAACCUCACAGAAGAAAGGGAGAGAAAAAAUACAGCUGUGAUGAGUGUGGGAAGGGGUUUACCCGUCCUAGAGGCCUAAAAACACACCAAUCCUUCCACAGUGGAGUUAAAUCUUACAGCUGUGAGUUGUGUGAAAAAUCUUUUACCCAGGCUGGACACUUAAAAACACACCAAAUCAUCCACAGUGGUGUUAAAGCGUACACCUGUGAUGAGUGUGGGAAAGAUUUUUCUCGAAAGGAUUCACUAAAAACACAUCAGCUUAGACACGUUGGGGAGAGACCAUUCAGCUGUGACUUGUGUGGAAAAUCUUUUAUCCUUGCUGAGUAUUUGACAAAACAUCGACGCAUCCACACUGGGGAGAGACCAUACAACUGUGAUUUGUGUGGAAAGACUUUUACCCAGGCUGGAAACCUAAAAAGACACCAGUUAAUCCACAGUGGAGUUAAACCAUACUCCUGUGAUCAGUGUGGUAAAGAUUUUGCUCACAUUAGCUAUUUACGGCUUCAUCAAGUUACCCACUCUGGAAUUAAGGCGUACGGCUGUGGCAUCUGUGGAAGACACUUCAGCGGCAAACAGAGCCGAAAUAAACACCUACGCAUUCACACCAAAAAUGACGUGUGCUACUGUGAUCAGUGUGGCAAACUGUUUGUGACAUACAACAACUUAAAACAACACAUGUUUACACACGCUGAGGAGAAACUUUAUAAAUGUGACCUGUGUGAUAAGGCUUUUAAAGCUCCACGAUCCCUCAGAGUCCACCAACAGCUCCACACCAGAAAGAAACUCUACAAGUGCAGUUACUGUGAGAAGCAGAGUGACACAGAUGGAUCCAGUUCUCAACCCUGUCGUCACUGUGGUGGUGGGAAAGAGUUUCUUUGUGACCUUUGUGGAAAAACUUUCAGUAAUCGUGGGAGCCUAAGAAAACAUCAACUUAGACACAUUGGAGGCAAAAUGAACUACUGCAACGAAUGUGGGAGAGGCUUCACCACUGCAGGUAACCUUAAAGAGCAUAAACGAGUCCACACAGGAGAGAAACCAUACAAGUGCAGACACUGUGACAAAAGCUUCUCACAAUCAGCUCAUUGUAAAAAACAUGAACGUACACACAUUAAAGGGAACUUCAGCUGUGACCAGUGUGACAAGACCUUCAGAAAUCUCAGUUCAUACUCCACACACAAACGAUCCCACGCUGCAAAUAAACUGUUUCCCUGUUACCAAUGUGCAAAAACAUUCACUUCAUUAUCUGCUCUGUGCAAACAUCAGCGUGAUCAUGAAAUUAUUCCCAUCACUGGAUCACAAUGAAUCUGAAGAGACAGAAAUAUCAUCUUCUGGUUUCAGGGUCAGACUUAAAAACCUUGAGAUCAGGCUCCACAGAGUUCAGCUGGAGUCUCCUGAAAAGAGUGUCAGCUGAUGUCACACUUGGAUCUGAUGAGGUAGCUCUGAUUUCUGGACUUGCAGUAAACGCACUGAAUGUUAAAUUUAGGUAGUAUGGAGAUAAACAUCAAGUUUAUUUUCCUUUGAGCGAUAUUAGUGCUUUUUAUCCCUGUAACAUUUUAAUCUUUGUUCCCUUAGUACACAGUAGUGUGUAGUAGUUGUACUUUUUAUUGUAUUAUAAAAGUUAUAGGAAUGUGUUUUUUACCAAACUGAUAUUGUAUGAAAACUGCAGAUGUGGAUAUUAAUAACUUCAUAAAGCAUUUUCAAACAAAAUACCGAGCAGCUAUUUUACAUACAGUGGUCAUUUAUCGCAGGAGUUAUGUUCUAAAAAUAACCCAUGAUAGGUGAAAUCCGCAAAGUAUCCAACUUUAUUUUUUACAAUUAUUAUAGAUUAUAGAUGUUUUAAGGCUGUAAAACACCCCACUACAAACUUCAUACACUUUUGUCAGACAGACAUGGACAAUUUUCACACUUCUCUUGUGAAAGUUCAAAUCUUCGUAGAAAAAGAUGUCCAGUAUUAUAGAAUGAAACCAAAGGCACUCACAGAUGCCUUUGAUGGUGCAAAACAUUUCGUCAACAUUGUUGUGUUUUUUGGGAAGAAAACUGUCACGGGGCGGGAUGGACUCAUGCACAGACAAGGGAAGCUAAAUGCAGUUCCUUUUAUUAACACACAACACCAGGUGCAACUAUAUAUAGGUGAGAGAGGGGGGGGGGGGGAUCCAGAGGGGCACAGGGGAGGUCCAGAAAUAGGGGCUCUUUACACAUGAGGAAAUCGUCACACAGUUCCAAAACACAACACACCAGCAACUCCACUCGCCCAGGGUUUUAAGGGAAAGAGAAUCCUGCGUACAGGAACAAGCGGUUAAUCCAGCAAGAUAAAAUGAAGAGACAACUAGAAACUAGGGUACGGAAGCUUACUACCGAGGUUACUCAAUAGUCCAACGAUGAGAUGUUUCCAGCCACUGCCUUAAGUAGUGGACGCUGGUGAAGUGAUGGACCACAGGUGCAAAGGGCAGGAUCGGAAGCCUGCAAUGAGCUCCGCCCAGGCGACACAUGGUGAGCGUGAGGGAAAGAGAGAGGGAGAGGGAAAACAAGAAACAUAUGUAGCCAACCUGGGUCAGCCAGGCAGACAUGGGGACCAUGACAAAAACUUACAAACAGACAGUACAGCACCUCAGAGUCACACUACUAGUGAUUGAAGAUUUAUGUAAAUUUGACAGUAGACACGGCAGGCCACCGUGACUCAAGGUCUGAUUAUUUAACACCUUGAGUCACAGUGGUCUACAAUCAGUAUGCAGAAUAUAAUCCGCUGUUAAAAAAAAUUAAAUAAAUAAAAAACCAUGCAAAUUUGCACACACAAAAAAUCAGCGAAACAGCAAGACUGGGAAAAGUGAACCAUGUUAUAGCGCCAGGCGACUGUAUAUACAUGUGUGUAUAUAUUUUUUUUUUCAUUAUAACUUUCUUGCUUUUUUCCAAAUCUAACUUUUUUCUAUGUAUUUGUAUGUUCAGUGGAACCCCGACUUACGAAAUUAAUUCGUUCCCAAGGGUCUUUCGUAAGUCGAAAAUUUUCGUAAGUCGAAGCAGGCGAUGCUGAACGAUAGGCUAUAGGCUAAUUGCUAACUAGAACAACAAUACGUCGUUCAAGUGGAACAGCGAAGCACAAGUACGGAAGCCAAGGGGUUGUCACAUGAUUCGGAAGGCAUUGUGGGCAUUGUAGGCUCAGCCAAUCAGAGCCAGCGGAUUUAGUUACCCGGGCAUUUUGCCGUAACACGGGCAGAAAUAUUGCUGUUCAUUGCCUUCGUAACUUGAAUUUUUCGUGAAACGGGGUAUUCGUAAGUCAGGGUUCCACUGUAUUUAUUUUAUCUGUUACCUCAGUAAAAUUUUAAUUGUUUUUCAUAUUUAAUCUUCUUAUGCUGUGGUAAUCUGUGCUCUUAAAAGUGUUUCUUCCCAAACUCCAAAUAAUGUCACACGUGUUGCUCUUAAAGCUUCCAGUAUGAACUAAAUCUGUCAACUGGUUCGUACCAGAAGAUAGAGUCAGUGUAACCUUUAUUUAAUCAGGCAAAGAACACAUUCUUAUUCACAGUGGCAGCAAAGAAAUGUUAAAAGCUAAAAAGAGCAGCACACAUGAAGACCAUUUUGAAAUCACAGAUGACUUCUUUUAGUUCAUUCAAAUUCUUUUGAAAACUCUAAUUUUAGCUCCCCCUUUCACUUUAGUUUAUUUACUGUAUCUUUGAAGUCCACAUGUUGUUUGUUAUUGAAUGCAUUUUGAUCCACGUUCUGGAGCUGUUUUCUUGUUGAUUUUAAGUUUGUAUUGUCAAAUCCUCAUUCUGUUAAACCAUUAGUUAUAUUUGAUGAACUCUCUGUAAAGUUUGUUUUAUAAAACACUUUGGUGUGAAAAAUAAAGAAAUGGUCUCACAACAAGUAGCUUGA
Molecule: messenger RNA, 4059 nt
Organism: Oreochromis niloticus (Nile tilapia)
Lineage: Eukaryota; Metazoa; Chordata; Actinopteri; Cichliformes; Cichlidae
Product: zinc finger protein 665-like
Exons: 4
Coding region: 136-1497 (453 amino acids)
Biological process (GO): negative regulation of transcription by RNA polymerase II; regulation of cytokine production; regulation of immune system process
Cellular component (GO): nucleoplasm
Molecular function (GO): DNA-binding transcription repressor activity, RNA polymerase II-specific; RNA polymerase II cis-regulatory region sequence-specific DNA binding
Source: RefSeq, a predicted model, not a curated record